ACGGCCUCCGCACUUGCAAAACCCUAGAAGGCGACCUCCUCCAUCGAGCGAUUGGAGGCUGAGAGGACAGACCGAACGCCUUCGGGACAGAAGUAGAUCGAGGGGAGCUCUCGAAUAUGGCGGAUUACGGCGGGAGAUACGAGGACAACGGCGAUGGGUACAACGAGUACGGCGGUGGCGGCGGCGGCGGCGGGGCUUCCCCUCUGCCGAGGACCAGCGGCUUCGACGUCCUCGGUGAUCCCAGAUCUCAGUAUGAUUCUCAUGAACACGAGAGAGGGUCCUCAAAGAACAGAGAUAGGGGCAGGGACAGGAACAGGGAGAGGGACAGGAACAGAGAGAGGGAGAAGGAUAAGGAGCGGGGCAAGGAUAGAGAACGGGAAAGGGACAAGGAUCAUGGUCGCCAUCACAGAGAUCACAAAGACAGAAGUGAAAGGAGGGAACAUGGACGAGAUAGACCCGAGGAUCAUGAUCAGCACCGUAGCCGAGAUCGUGAUAGCCAUCGGGAUCGGGAUAGGGAUGGGCGUCAUCGACAUCGUUCUCGUUCUCGGUCCAAGGGUAGAUCUGAUCAUAGGUCAAGAUCUCGUUCACGUUCUAGAUCUAACAGCAAACGUAUCAGUGGCUUUGACAUGGCUCCACCCGCAGCUGCCCUGUUACCUGUUGCAAAUUCUGCUGAAGGCAAUAUUGGGCCACUUGUCCCACUGUGCUGCCAAUGGGCGUCAACCAACUCCUGUAGCUUUAUGAACAAGGAGGAAUCAGUGCACUGGUUUGAUGGUCAGCUGCCAGUUACGACUCCAGCUAUUCCUGGAAUGUUUCCAAACAUGUUCCCUAUGGCAACUGGACAGUUUCAAACAAUACCUAUGAUGCCAGUGCAAGCAAUGACUCAGCAGGCUACUCGGCAUGCUCGACGGGUGUAUGUUGGUGGUCUUCCCCCUACUGCUAAUGAGCAGUCUGUUGCAACUUUCUUUAGCCAGGUCAUGUCUGUUAUUGGAGGAAAUACAGCCGGUCCAGGUGAUGCGGUUGUUAAUGUAUAUAUAAACCAUGAAAAAAAAUUUGCAUUUGUGGAAAUGAGGUCUGUUGAAGAAGCAAGCAAUGCAAUGGCCUUGGAUGGAAUCAUAUUUGAGGGAGCACCAGUGAAAGUCAGAAGGCCAAGUGAUUACAAUCCUUCUCUUGCUGCUGCACUUGGCCCAAGCCAGCCAAACCCCAAUCUUAAUCUUUCUGCAGUUGGUCUGACACCAGGUUCUGCUGGUGGACUUGAGGGUCCUGAUCGCAUCUUUGUUGGUGGUCUGCCAUACUAUUUUACUGAAGCACAAGUCAGGGAGUUGCUUGAGUCCUUUGGACCCCUUCGAGGUUUUGAUCUUGUCAAGGACAGGGAAACUGGAAACUCCAAAGGUUAUGCAUUCUGUGUCUACCAAGAUCUCUCUGUCACGGACAUUGCAUGUGCAGCUCUCAAUGGAAUCAAGAUGGGUGAUAAAACCCUUACUGUCAGACGUGCAAACCAGGGUGCAACCCAGCCGAGACCUGAGCAAGAAAGUGUGCUUUUGCAGGCACAGCAACAGGUAGCAUUGCAGAAGCUUGUAUACCAGGUGGGAUCCCUUUCUACCAAGGUGGUAUGUUUAACCCAGGUUGUCAGUGCAGAUGAGCUGAAAGAUGAUGAGGAGUAUGAAGACAUAAUGGAAGAUAUGAGGGGAGAAGGUGGAAAAUAUGGUAAUCUGGUGAAUGUUGUAAUUCCUCGACCUGGACCCAACGGAGAGGCAGCCCCUGGAGUUGGAAAGGUAUUUUUGGAGUAUGCUGAUGUUGAUGGCUCUAAUAAGGCUAGGCAGGCAUUAAAUGGUAGAAAAUUUGGAGGAAAUCAAGUUGUCGCAACUUUUUACCCUGAGAGCAAGUUUGCUCAAGGAGAAUACGAUGGGUAGUUACCUUUUAUCCUCUUAUCAUAUCGGACGUAAAUUGGGAACAAUGUGGACCAACCUAUUAGUUGUCUACCGAACAAUGAAAAUAUGGUUUAGUGAAUAGAACUUUAGGGCAGCAAUGCUAGAUGUAGCUGAUUCCUGCUAUUCUUUUGCUCGUGUCCACUACUAAACAAAGAAUGGUAGGUUUGCUGCAUUACAUGUGAGUCGAUAGCCUGACUCACAUGGUUUUGGGUAUCUCUAGAUAGGCUUUUCUAUCAUCAAGAAAAGUUACUGGUGUCCGAGACACUUGUUCUCCAGACUCUCAGAAGGCACUAUAUGGACCAUAUUCUGUUUGGCUCUCACAUCUCCAGAACUCGUUCCGUCACAGAAUUAGAAUUUUUGCUGAUACUCUUUUCAGGGGGGGUGUAGAUAUUGUAUGGAGUUUGGAAUUUGGAUGCAACCAUAUUAUUAUUUUCCUGCCAGAUUAGUGAUUUCUUUGAAUCUGAAUAGGUAGACUGUGUGUGUAUUUUAUGUAUACGAGUAGCUACUGUCUAAUGCUUAUUCACAUCCAUACUUAUGUUGUUGA
Molecule: messenger RNA, 2472 nt
Organism: Musa acuminata AAA Group (dessert banana)
Lineage: Eukaryota; Viridiplantae; Streptophyta; Magnoliopsida; Zingiberales; Musaceae
Product: splicing factor U2af large subunit B
Exons: 14
Coding region: 117-1910 (597 amino acids)
Biological process (GO): mRNA processing
Cellular component (GO): nuclear speck; U2AF complex; U2-type prespliceosome
Molecular function (GO): pre-mRNA 3'-splice site binding; poly-pyrimidine tract binding
Source: RefSeq, a predicted model, not a curated record